Molecule: messenger RNA, 2320 nt
Organism: Oryctolagus cuniculus (rabbit)
Lineage: Eukaryota; Metazoa; Chordata; Mammalia; Lagomorpha; Leporidae
Gene: B4GALT2
Product: beta-1,4-galactosyltransferase 2
Biological process (GO): carbohydrate metabolic process
Cellular component (GO): Golgi apparatus
Molecular function (GO): galactosyltransferase activity
Source: RefSeq, a predicted model, not a curated record
GUGUUCCUGUCACCCGGGUGUGUCUGUAGUUUUGUGUGUCUGAGUGUGGGACCCACUGGCUGAGACCGAGGCGUCUGUGUGGUUCUGUGUACCCGGGAAAGACCCUGCUCCCUGGAGCUCUGCCAGAGGAAAGUGGCUGCCCUAUUGGAACCACAGCUGGAGCAGUGGCCCAGGCAAGAGCCCUUCCAGUGGCCCCACCUCCAGGGCACAAGCCUGCCCAUGCUGAGACUUGGAACCCGCUGUGCUGGCAGGCCUUGAGGUCUUGGGUGAGGGAUGUCUCCUGCCCCACCCCUGUUUGACCUCUUGCUCCAGUGGGAAGGGAUCCCAGAAACAUCAUGUCCCUAUUUGGAGCCCCUGGGUGCUGAGGGCCUCUUCCCAGCCUGGUCCCCGUUGGCCUGGCCUGGCCCUGCUUGUCGCUGGGACUUGAAUAACCAAACCACAUGUCACCAUGGCUCCUGCAAGGACCAAAUGAAGUCAUGAGUAUAAAGUGCUCCUGCAUGGCCAGCAGCUGGAUGCCCGGGCCCGCUGGGCAGGCCGGCGGCCGCCUGCGGGAUGAGCAGGCUGCUGGGGGGGACGCUGGAGCGCGUCUGCAAGGCCGUGCUCCUCCUCUGCCUGCUGCACUUCCUCGUGGCCGUCAUCCUCUACUUUGACGUCUACGCCCAGCACCUGGCCUUCUUCAGCCGCUUCAGUGCCCGCGGCCCUGCCCGUGCCCUCCACCCGGCUGCCAGCAGCAGCACCAACUGCUCUCGGCCCAACGCCACUGCCCCCAGCUCCGGGCUCCCCGAGGUCCCCAGUGCCCAGCCUGGGCCCACAGCUCCUGUCUUGCCACCCUGUCCUGACUCGCCACCUGGUCUUGUGGGCCGGCUGCUGAUCGAGUUCACCUCGCCCAUGCCCCUGGAGCGGGUGCAGAGGGAGAACCCGGGUGUGCUCCUGGGUGGCCGCUACACACCGCCCGACUGCACGCCUGCGCAGACGGUGGCUGUCAUCAUCCCCUUUAGACACCGGGAGCACCACCUGCGCUACUGGCUCCACUAUCUACACCCCAUCCUCAGGCGGCAGCGGCUGCGCUACGGCAUCUAUGUCAUCAACCAGCAUGGUGAGGACACCUUCAACCGAGCCAAGCUGCUCAACGUGGGCUUCCUGGAGGCGCUGAAGGAGGACGCUGCCUAUGACUGCUUCAUCUUCAGUGACGUGGACCUGGUGCCCAUGGACGACCGCAACCUGUACCGCUGUGGCGACCAGCCCCGCCACUUCGCCAUUGCCAUGGACAAGUUUGGCUUCCGGCUGCCCUAUGCUGGCUACUUUGGAGGCGUGUCGGGCCUGAGCAAAGCCCAGUUUCUGAGAAUCAAUGGCUUCCCCAAUGAGUACUGGGGCUGGGGUGGUGAGGAUGACGACAUCUUCAAUCGGAUCUCCCUGACUGGAAUGAAGAUCUCACGCCCAGACAUCCGCAUAGGCCGCUACCGCAUGAUCAAGCACGACCGGGACAAGCAUAACGAGCCCAACCCUCAGAGGUUUACCAAGAUUCAGAACACGAAGCUGACCAUGAAGCGGGACGGCAUCGGGUCCGUGCGGUACCAGGUCCUGGAGGUGUCUCGGCAGCCGCUCUUCACCAACAUCACCGUGGACAUUGGACGGCCCCCCUCAUGGCCCCCCCGGGGCUGACACUGAUGGACAGCGGCUCUUGGCGUCAAGGAUUGCCCGCCAGAGGACUGACCUCAGCCUGGCCAGCAGCCGCUCGUGGGGGACCCCCCAGGACUGAGGAUCUUCAGCGGCACCUGGAAGCUUCAGAACCCACUUUGGGGUGCAUCCGGCCUGGGCAGGCCCCUUCUUCCUGCCCCACUCCCCCCAACCCAGCCCCCCUCACUGUCAGGGUCGGGCCAGCCCCUGCACUGCCUCGCGGAGUGGCCUGGGCUAGGUCACUUCACCUCUCUGUGCCUCAGUUUCCCCCCCUUGAGUCCCCUAGGGCCUGGAAGGGUGGGAGGAAUGACUAGAGGGCAGUGUCUCUUCCAGGGGGAAUUCUCAGACCUGGGGAUCCCCCGUGCUCCCAGGGGCGGGGAAACCUUUUUCACUCAACAUUGCAGGGGGCAAGCUUUGGUGUGCCCCCUGCUGAGGAGCAGCCCAGGAGGGGACCGGAGGGGGUUCUGUGUCGCUGCCUGGGAUCCCUGGGUUGGCCUUUGCACGGGGCGCAGGCAGGGCUUGGAUCAGCCAACCUGGUUCCUGUCUCCCGGUCUCAGAGAAGAGGCGGUGGCCCCAGGGCCGGCUCGUGUUUGUAUAUUGCACAGAAACUUGUGUGGGUGCUUUAGUAAAAAACGUGAAUGGA